Molecule: messenger RNA, 575 nt
Organism: Lolium rigidum
Lineage: Eukaryota; Viridiplantae; Streptophyta; Magnoliopsida; Poales; Poaceae
Exons: 4
Coding region: 139-420 (93 amino acids)
Source: RefSeq, a predicted model, not a curated record
CAUGCCCACGCGCUGUCCGCCCGCCUCAUCCUUCUUCUUCCCCAAAUCAAUCCGGUCAAAAUCGAGCAGAGCAGCAGGCGACUGAUUCCUCCCCCAAACCUUCCAAUCCCACUCCCUCGACCCCGCCUCGACGAAGCCAUGGUCUGCAUUGGAUGCCUGAUCCCGCUGUUCCUGAUCCCCUUCGUCAACGCGCUCCCGUACCUCUUCGACCUGCUCCUCAGCAAGGUUUAUCGCAUGCUUGGAUGGGAAUACAGGAAACCUGAAAGAGUCCCAGCUGCUUGCCCGUUCAACCCUGCAGCGAACAAGACUGCAGGUGCAACAGGCGAAUCAGAACCUCUAGUGAACCCCCAUCUUGCAAGCGGAUCAAAACCUCUAGUGGAACCCCAGGUUGCCGGCACAGAAGUGAAGAAGGACGAUUAACAUGUGUAGUUACUCACUUUGAUCUGGCCAAAACAAGAUAGCUCUCACUUAUUUGUAUGUGUGAUCGUAUUAUAACUAAGAAAUAAUUGCUGUAAGAAUGUAUAUUUCUGGCAAUGGUUUGCUGAGUGUUCCCACGGUUCUCUUUCCAGCGUGAA